GACUGGAACGACGAGGAGUUCGCGCAGUGCAACUUCUGGGGUGACCCCCACAUCACCUCCAGCUACGGCGAUUUGGGCGCCUUCGACUUUCAGGGCCUGGGCCUGUGGAAGGCCUCCGUGUCCAGCGCCUGCGGAUACAAAUUCCAGGUCAACGCCUUUACGUGCCGAUUCACUCCGCAGCUCUGGAGCAACAGCAUCACGCGCUACCUGGCCAUUCAGAUCGGCGACAAGAUCAUCUACGUCAACAACACCAAUGUAGGCUGGUACCACAACGUGAAGCUCCGCGUGUUCAAGCACGCCGUGGAAAAGGAUGGCAUCUGUGGUGCCUCCGAGUUGCGCGAUCAGCUUGUCUCGUACGAUGAUGCCGACGUGCUGUUCACGGAGGAGCAGCUGGCUGAGAUGUGCGGUGCCUGCACGGAGCCAAACGCGCCGGCCCCACUCGGUUGUCCUAGCGCCGCCCCGACCAGUCCCGGCUGCGAGUUCAUGAGCCAGUCCACCAACCUCAACAGCUUCGAGUGCACGAAGGACAUGCUCCCGCAAGACGGGGAUGCUCCAGAUGCGGACAACCUCACCAAGUACCUCGAGCUCACCAACAACGGAGAGUAUUGCAUGGCGUAUGUCAGGACGAAGGGACCUGGUGGAAGCAGCAAUUGCAAACAGUACUGCGAGGACAUCGGCUCGAAGUGCGUGGCUGUGUGGGACCAGAUUGCCCGCACGAGCUGCACGUUGGAUCCGGUUGAUAUAUUUGAGAAGCACGGAGCUACCUGCGACCAUCGUGCAAAGCUCAGCGACAUGCUCUGUAUUUGCGACAAGCCUUCUCCAGAGGACCCAUUCCCGGGCCCUCCGCCGGAGCGCGUCUGCGGGGGUGCUGAGCCCUUCAACGAGGCCAAGGGCCUCUGCAAAGUUUGCCUUCCGAACGCCGAGUACAGUGAGACGCCCGUGACCGAGCAAGACCAGCGGCUCCGGUCUUGCAUCUUGGACAUCUGCUCCCUCCCAGACACCGCCACGCUGGAUGACAAGAAGGCCAUCUCCGAGAAUUCCUGCGAGCAAGAUCCGAUUCUUCCUCCCUCCGGCCGGAAGCUCUGUUCAUCUGGAGGGUUCUGUGAGUCCAUCUGUGGCGACAACCUCGUGUUCCCCUCCAUCGGCGCUAGCGCCUGCCAGAGCCUCUGCAAGCCCCUCUUCGAGUCGAAGGUGGCCCCCGGGCUGCGGGGCUUCUGCGACUUCAAGGACUCCUGCCAGGGCCAAGAGUGCAGCGACUCCAGUUACUACUGCCCUUUGCUGUGCCAGAGCCUCGAGUGCGACCAGAAUGUUCAGGAUGGAUGCUCUGGAUGCGAGCAAAGAUGUGCCACGGCUUUCGGCGAUGUGGACGACAUCCUCGAAGAGUACUGCGACGACUGUUACUCCGUGCCCGUCGACGAUUCGGAUCCCUGCAAACGAGCUGGGUUCUGCGCCGAGUACUGCAAGGGCGCCGUGAACGGCAACGAUCCCCUCGUCUUCCAGAAACCUAGCGACUGCGUUGACGUCUGUAACAGCGACGAGGGCUACGACCGCAUCAUCAGCACCGUCGAAUCCCAGUUCUGCCCAAGUGACAUUUCCAAGGGCAAGGCAAAUCAGAUAUGCAAGGGACACCUUUGCAGGAUUGGGGCUGGUGGCAAGCGGAGGCAGUGCUUCGGUCCGUGUGCCAACGCACUCUUGGACAGCACAGGCCUGGGUG
This is a messenger RNA of Symbiodinium sp. CCMP2456, 1714 nucleotides long. NCBI's taxonomy places the organism in Eukaryota, Dinophyceae, Suessiales, Symbiodiniaceae. The record is from the annotation of a GenBank genome assembly.